Tarenaya hassleriana is the source of this 736-nucleotide messenger RNA. RefSeq lists its product as uncharacterized. Bases 1 to 711 code for a protein of 236 amino acids. The record is from RefSeq and is a predicted model, not a curated record. The transcript has 4 exons. NCBI's taxonomy places the organism in Eukaryota, Viridiplantae, Streptophyta, Magnoliopsida, Brassicales, Cleomaceae.
AUGGAAUGUACGUACAGCAAUGAAGCUUCAUCUGCUCAACAAUACGUAGCCGCUGAAUCCAAUGGACAGCUCAACUUUAUCCAAGCGGGAUGGAUGAUAAAUAUGAACUUAUUUGGUGAUGCUCGUACAUGGACUUUCGCAUCUUGGAAGGGUGCCAAGGGGGCAGGCUGCUACAAUACACAAUGUAAAGGGUUUGUUCAAGUUGCAAAAGAUAAUCCCUUGAGCGAACCUAUGGAAAUUACUGACGAUUCAAUUAUUCGGUUUACCAUUCAUCAGGAUAAAACUAGCGGGAAUUGGUGGAUUACUCAAAUGUUCAAAGACUCUUCUGUGAGUGAUAUGGGCUACUGGCCAAAGGAACUGUUUAACCUAAUCGGCGACGGCGCUCAAAUGGUUGGAUUCUCCGGCAUGGUCAGCGCUCCUCCGAAUACCCCGAGCCCACCCAUGGGUAACGGCAAUCGACCAAAAUAUGACGAUCCUUAUCACUCGGGGUUUUUCAAUAACCUUCAAAUCAUGGGAAAUGAUUAUUCGUUGGAUAGAGCAGACAUGUUUCCAUUGAAAAGGUUGGUAGACAGCGACCAAUGUUACGGUCUAGAUUAUGCUGGACAUGAUAACCCUAAUGUCGGCGUCUACUCCAAGUAUGGAGGUCCCCGGAGGAAAUCCAUGCGGUGUCUAGGUCUACACUUGAUAAUACGUUUUCCAAAAUUCCCGUGAAUAAGAUAUCCAAAAUGUUUCUUGU